Suillus paluster is the source of this 1147-nucleotide messenger RNA. RefSeq lists its product as uncharacterized. The coding region runs from base 338 to 1147 and encodes 269 amino acids. The record is from RefSeq and is a predicted model, not a curated record. The transcript has 4 exons. NCBI's taxonomy places the organism in Eukaryota, Fungi, Basidiomycota, Agaricomycetes, Boletales, Suillaceae.
CGGGCGGAUGAUCUCGAGAUGCUGAGAGUGUCGAUUCUGCGAAUAUAGCCAAGCAACGCGGGGGCUCUUGCCUCGUGGCUAAGAUUCAUUCGGAUGGAUGAUCUCGAGAUUCGUGACGCGUCCAUGUAGACCAGAGCACAUUAUGCAGAGGUAAGUAGCCACAUGUCGAAAUGUUAUCCCUCCCAUGGACGAGCAGCGCAGAUGACUCGGAGAUUGUACUGCCAAAGUUAAACUGACCUGCCAGACCUGCCACGGGCAUAAACUGAUUUGGGAUUCAGUCUGCAGGCGACAGCCACAGACCUCGAACGUGAGUAUAAAGGCAGAAAUCUCAGAAGCUAUGAAGCAUUCUCUCGCACCACUUGCCCUGCUACCUAGAAUCUGCAAGAAGUCAGAUUCAGCUUUCAGGAUGAGCACCUAUUUGGAGUCGACGCUAACAAAUCCCGCGUCGAUGUCAUCUUUGCGGUUGCGGCAGGCCCCUGGUCAAGAUUCAACGACAUCGACCCUACAUUCAUGUCUUGAGUCCCUUGUCAGACUCCAUGACAGGAUAGACUGUGUUCGCAAUGAAAUGCUGGAGCUCCAGGCCCGCAUUGCAGAGCUUACCAGCUGCCAAUCAGGAGUUGCCGUGGGGGAUUCGGGCGUAUGUAAUGACAGUGCUAACAUGCAAAUAAUCUUCGAUGAUGAGCCUCAGACCAUCGCGCUCGACCAGCUCAAUGCUGUGUCACCGUUGUCAACUCUGCUUGACCUCUUCCUCUUGUCACAACCAGCACUCCAUGGCCAGUUUAUGGAACAAGAGUACGGUCCUUUAGGAUCUGUCGGAGUUACGGGAUCGCUAUCAGAGCAUGCAAAUCCUCCUGUCGGUCAACUUCCCCAAGACAUGGUGCUCCAUGGCAUUUCCAGUUCCGUCGGCGGUGAACAACCCUUCCUGCCUCAGCAUGACACGUACUCUGAGGGGCAGACCCUAUUCGACUCUUCAGAACCACUUCUCCCCAAUGCGCAGGGGAGCCAAGACAAAGUAAAGUGCACCUGGCCCGGAUGCUCAAGAUUUGUCAAGAAGGAGAACCGCACUCGCCAUGUGAAUGAGAUGCAUCGGCGGAAAGUUAAGGCUGUCUGCGCCGGCUGCGGAAAGGGAUUCGCGCCCACUCAGUAG